Molecule: messenger RNA, 2401 nt
Organism: Chlamydomonas reinhardtii
Lineage: Eukaryota; Viridiplantae; Chlorophyta; Chlorophyceae; Chlamydomonadales; Chlamydomonadaceae
Exons: 6
Coding region: 221-1567 (448 amino acids)
Source: RefSeq, a predicted model, not a curated record
GACCUGUUUUUCCGGGCAUGUAGUACGUCAUUCACAAGGCAUCUCGCUGUUCGCAAGCGCGCCGAAACCAGGCAACGGGCCCGACUUUCUAGUUUUCUGGGCCUGCGGCAAUCUUCCAAGGUGCCUCGUUCAGUUGGACGUCUAGCCUUGGCAGAACCUCAGUACUCGCUCAUUUGCGGUCCGAUUUGUCGGAGGCACAGGUUCCAUCGUCUUGACGCGGAUGCUCGGCGGCGCUGCGUGCGGGACAGCCCGGCCUGCGACUGCCGCAGGACCCACGGAUGCGGCUAUCAGGACACAGACGGCGGCUUUCAGGCUCAGGCCGUGGGCGGUGAGCUCUGAAGCUGCGGAGCGCCGGCUAUCGCACAGCAGCGCGUGUGGCCGGGGCCGCAGCGCCACCGGAAGCGACCUCCGCUGCCCGGUACGGCGGCGUGGGUCCUGCGUCGCUGCUGCUGCCGGCUACGGAUCCGAGCCAUUCAUGGGUGACACGCCCCGCGCCCCGCGGCAGCGCAAGCCGGAGUGGGUCAGGAUCCUUGAGGAGGACGCGGACAACGACCCCGAGGUGGCGGAGUUGCUUGAGGGCACAGGGGGCGACCCGGACAAGAUCCGGGAAAAAAUGAAACACCGGCUCAAGCAGAGCGAUGUGCACCGCGAGGACGGUGGCACUGAUGUGCCCCCAAACAUCUCAUUCCGCGCCAUCAGCCCGCUGGGGCUGUGGGUGUGGCUGCAGUUCGCGGGCGGGCCGCCCACGCCCGGCGAGCAGGAGCUGCUGGAGGGAGUGCUGCGCAGCUGGUUCGCAGUGGGCAAGCUGGGCGGCUACAACAGCCAGAACCUGCAGGUGUACCAGAACGCGGACGACGACCAGUCGUUCUUCGAGUACGACAACGACGAGCUGGGCGUGGGUGAGAACCGCAUGGCCUCCUACAUGCACGACAUGGGAGACAUACAGUACCAGGACGACUGGGCGCGAGUGUGGAUCGACCUGGGCACCGCGGACGAGCUGUCUCUGGACGUGCUGCUGAACACGCUGGUGGGCUUCAGCGCGCAGAUGUGCGCCCUCAAGGCCAUCACGCUGGGCGGAGCCAACGAGGACUGGCCGCUGCCGGAGGGCUGGGAGGGUGACGCGUCGGGACUCGGGCCCGACGACGAGUUCAUGCGGGCAACCAUGGACCCGAUGCGGCUGCCCGAGGGCCUGGAUGAGGAGUUCCAGUUCAUGGACGAGGAGGGCAUGCUGGAGGGCGGCAAGGGGCGACCACAGGCAGCAGCAGCAGCAGGCAGCGGGUACGGCGUGGACGCGGGGGAGUACGGCGCGACCGCUGAGGAACGGGAACUGCAACAGCUGGCGGCGAGGCUGCGGCGGCCGCAGCCGGCAGGGAGCGGGACCGCCGUGGGGGGUUACUACGGGGCCAGCAAAGCCCCGGGUGUGGAUUUGGACAUUGACCCGGAUGAGUACAGGUUCACGGACCAGGAGGAGCAGGCGGCAGGGGAACAGAUCAGUCAGGCGCCAACGCAACAGCUGCAGCGGCCUUGGGGCGCGAGUUUUGUGCGCCGCGUCAAAAGGCAGGGCUAAGGCAUCGGUGCAUCUGUUGCUCAUGAACAUGUUCUGUGCGCAGCCGGUGUUCCUUGCUUGGCGUUGGUGUUUUGGGGCUGAGCCCCCGGUCCUGGUGAGCCGCCGGCUGCUGUGACGCUGCUGUGACGGGACUUCGGGAGGUUAUGUGCCCGAGCCCGAGGGGGGUAGAGGAGCAAGUGAGGGUGCAUCAACGACACGACCUCCGGACACUCCAACACGGCCUCCGUCCAUCGCAACAUGUAUGGUGACUCAUGCCCGGCAGGGUUGUGUAGUUCGUAGUACGCGUACAUGUACUACGUACUAUACUACGUACUGUACGCUGCCCUCGUCGGCUAGUACGUUGGGAAAAUACGCUUGCCGUGAUGCUGCAGACUGGACUGCGGAGGUUGCUGUUGUGCGAAGGAUCGGUGUGGAGGUGAUUGCCGACUUCUGGUCACGGCUAGCUGCGUUUGUGCAGUUUGUGAGUCUGCAUCGGCCUCCGCGCCGCUGGGACCUUGUCCCGAACCAGCACCCAUUCCUAGCAUCAGAUUAUGUUGGAGGGGUUAUCUUUGUAGGGCCAGCAGCGGACUCGCCACCGGCCUCACCCUAGAUUGUCAGCUUAGGGACUCGCAAGAGGUAGGCUUAUGACGCUGACCCACCGCUUAGGUGAGCAGCGCUAGCGUUUGCGGUGAGCCGGGCCUGGGGUUCCUCCCCUCUACUCCGGAGGCGAGGAGCAUGGGGGUCAUUCGGGGACCUCUCCUCGGGUGCGCGUGCGCAAGCGCGUGCGUGUCUCGUACGUUUUUGGGGCCCUGGCUUAGUCCACGGCUGUCGUCCCACAUGUAACCUCUAUCAGCU